AGCGGUGAAGGCAGCCCGGCAGGUCCUGGAACCGCCGGCGAGACCGUCGUCGCCUGAAAGCGAUGGUGACGGAUCCACCGACUGCGACGACAGCAGCAGCAGCAGCAGCAGCGGGGCCCGGCCAUUCUGCCAAGAUAUGAGACAUGAGUGUUGGACGCAGAAGAUUAAAGUUGCUGGGAAUUCUAAUGAUGGUAAACUUAUUCAUAUAUGUGAUUGUGGAAGUCUCCAAGAACAGUGGCCAAGGAAAGAAUUCAAAGAAACGUGUUAUACUGUCUGACAGCAAAUUUUGGAGGAAGUAUACUGCUCACAAGGCAUAUUGGAAUAAACAGCAGCAGAAGUUGGAACGCUUAUACAAUCCUGUUUUUGCAUUGCUUUUCAAUAUGACAGUGGAAGAAAGGUUAGCUGCUAAUAGUAACUUUUCAAACUCCUGUGAUCCUGACCCCUAUGUAGUUUCAGAAAUUAAUGACUAUGAAAACUUGCCAGAUAGAUUUAAAGACUUCUUGCUUUACUUGAGGUGUAGAAAUUAUUCAUUACUAAUGGACCAACCACAAAAGUGCAAACAUAAACCUUUCCUCCUUCUGGCUAUUAAAUCGCUGAUACCACAUUUUGAUAGAAGGCAAGCAAUCAGGGAGUCUUGGGGAAAAGAAAUAAAAUCAGGAGACACAACUAUUAUGAGGGUCUUUCUGUUGGGCCAGACCCCUUCAGAGGACCACUAUCCUGAUCUCUCAGAUAUGUUGAAAUUUGAGAGUGAAACCCACCAAGACAUUCUUCUGUGGAACUACAGAGAUACUUUCUUCAAUUUGACCCUGAAAGAGGUACUAUUUUUAAAAUGGGUCAGUAAUACCUGUCCAGAAGCCCAGUUUAUUUUUAAGGGUGAUGAUGAUGUUUUUGUGAAUACCCAUCAGAUCCUGGAUUACUUGAAGAGUUUAACCAAGGAAAAAGCCAAAGACUUGUUCAUAGGUGAUGUUAUCCAAGAUGCUGGACCUCAUCGUGAUAAGAAACUGAAAUACUAUAUCCCAGAAAGUAUUUAUGAAGGUUCUUAUCCUCCAUAUGCAGGAGGUGGUGGGUUUCUCUAUUCUGGUGAUCUAGCAUUAAGGUUAACCAACAUAUCUGACCAAGUUCUUCUCUAUCCAAUUGAUGAUGUUUAUAUUGGAAUGUGCCUUCAGAAACUUGGACUUGCUCCUGAAAAACACAAAGGAUUCAAGACCUUUGAUAUUGAUGAGAAACACAGGAAUAAUAUUUGUUCCUACACAAACCUAAUCUUAGUCCACAGCAGGAAACCUCAAGAAAUGAUUAAGAUAUGGACAAAUUUACAAGAUCCACAUUUAAGUUGUUAAGUACUUGUGUGCCCCAAAGUUAUUUCUAAACUUAAAUUUUGUAGCUAAAUGUUUAGUAUAUGGUUUUCAUUUGAUGGCUUGUUUUGUAGACCAAAAUUACCUACAAAGAGUUCGUCCAGUACUUCUAAACGUGAGGUUACAUUUAAAGCAAUGCACAUUGUGAGGAUAUUCCACGAAGAUAUCCUAAUCUUUUACCAUGUGUACUCAGUGCUUUCAUAUGAUAAAAUACUGAAAAAUACAGCCAUCAGAUGUUGUGAUUAAACUAAUCAUUAAUGAAAUGACUAGUUAGUCCUGAGAUAUUGGAAGAACUUGGCUGUUUUGUAGAGCUACUAAUUCUUUGUGGUGGUAGGAUCCAUACAUUCUUUGACUUCUUUCCCUAGGAUGAUGUAUCUUGGAUACUCAUCGUAGGUCAAGUUCAGGAAAUAAUUUCAGCAUAAAUGUGAUGAAUAAUGCUCUGAUUCUUGAAAAAUUAUUUUUUGUAACUCCUUUUUAUCCACUCUCAUCCACCCACUGGUUAUCUCACCGCUUAACAGUAUUUAGUUAAAUGUGAUGGAGACAUCUGUGCAGUUAUAUCGUGGCAGUGCAUGUAAAAGUUCACAUGUCAUUUGUCUCUCUGUAUCAUGUCUCUGAGAAAUGAUACAGCUUAAAUCUUGAGAUGUUAUUUGGGAAGUUAAGUAUUUCUUUGUAUCAAGCUUAGCUAAAGGCCAAACAUUUUAUACUUUUAAACUGGCACCAGAGCUACACAGUCUCCUUAACAUUUGCUAAGUUUCAUGUCUUUUAUAUUGAUGAAAAAGUCAGACAACUUGACUGAUUAAAUUGAACUGAUAUGCGAAACAUUGGUUAGAUUAAUUCAUUCAGAACAGAUUGGACCUCUUCCAUAGGUUAGACUUCACUUGAAGAUGUUGUAAUUAUUAAGUGAACCUUACAAUUGUAAAGAGUACCUCAAGGGAAUAGUUCCUAAAAUACUAGAAUUCCUACCUGCCAUAUUGUCAUCUAUCUUAUAUGAAACAAUUACUCAAAACAGUGACUGCUGUCUUAUGUAGAAGUGCCUGUAUUUAUUGUUCAGAUUGAAGACCAAAACAUUUUCUUAAAUAUAUUUAAGAAACAUUUGUAUAGUGUUGUCAGUCAUAUUUAAAUAGAGUACACUAUUUUAAAUGUGUUGAAAUAUCAGAUGUUAAAUAAAGUUAAUUGUUCGUGAAUUUGAAAAAGUGAUUUGUGUACAUCCCAAUGUUUGUGUAAUAUUUCCCAAAAAUGCUAAAUAAUUCACUCUAUAGCAAUCACUAGGUGACCAGUUUUCAAGAGCAAGUUGGAACUUUGAUUUACUAGAAUACUAUUGUAGCUCAUGCUGUCAUUUGUUGCAUGAGUUUCAAAGUCUAUAAAAUUGUACAGUACUUCUGUCCAUCUGUAGAUCAUAUCAUUGUACUGCUUACAUAAGCACGCUGUGAUCAGAGUAGAGCUUUGGUGACAUUUUACACUGGAAAAACCCUUCUCUUUCUGCUGAGUACAGCGGUGCUGCCCAAGAACUCGCAUUGUCUUGAGGCAGAGGAAGGGUAAUGAAAUUAGGAAAUGCCCAUUCCAGUGGGAAAGAGCUGCCAAAGAGACCUGCAAAUGACAGCCUUGGAGAAGGCUGAUGUAGGCUAGAUUAGAUCAGUGCCGGUCUUCACAUGCAUGCAAGUAACUUAGGAUGGAAGCACACCAGAAAAAGCUCAUCCUAAUAGAUUGAGUUAUAAUGCUAGUUCUUAGAAUAUUUCAUGUUGGUGAUCAAAUUGCAUGCUUCAGCUAACUUGGAAAAUGUCCCACACUUUGUUUUCUCAGGCUGCAAUCCUAUACUCAGUGAAACUUACCUCUGAGUAAAUAUAGAUGGCAGGUGCGGGCAAUUUAUGGCACUCUAAAUGUUUCAGCCUACAACACCCAUCAGCCCUCAAUAUUGGCCAAGCCUACUGUGACUGAUUCAGGUUGAAGGCUAAAAUAUCUGGAGCACUACAAGGUACCCACCAUUGAUAUAUAGGUUUGCACUUUGAGACUGCUAUUUGGUGCACACUUACCUUAGAGUAAGGCUUAGUGAUAGCAGUGAAACCUACAUUUACAGUUGUGCAAACAUGCAUACGAUUGUGGUGUAAAUCUACUUACCUAGCUUUCUUGAUUGUUUGAGCUUCCAUUUUCUGUAUCCAAUUUUACUGCUUUUCUCUGCUAUUUAUUGCAUCUCCAACAGUCAUGUUAUCUAAAUUUUAUGAGGAGAUAAAAAUGAAGUUUUUUUCACUCUAUUUUUGUAAAUGUAAUAAAAUGCCCUUGAAUUUC
Molecule: messenger RNA, 3635 nt
Organism: Varanus komodoensis (Komodo dragon)
Lineage: Eukaryota; Metazoa; Chordata; Lepidosauria; Squamata; Varanidae
Gene: B3GNT2
Product: UDP-GlcNAc:betaGal beta-1,3-N-acetylglucosaminyltransferase 2
Exons: 2
Coding region: 144-1337 (397 amino acids)
Cellular component (GO): membrane
Molecular function (GO): hexosyltransferase activity
Source: RefSeq, a predicted model, not a curated record